CAAGAGGAGCUAGCCCCUAGACCCAUCCCCACCUUCCUCAGAGCUGAGCAGAGGAACCAGAGGGAAAGUCCACCUUCCCCAGCACAGCCAUACUAUCCACCUCACUCAACUACUUGUCAAGUUUGCUAUCAACACAAGGGGGCCCAGAUAAUCAAAAAACAAUGUCGAGUGAUGAUAAGAGUAAAGCUAGUGACCCCAAGAAUGAGCCCAAGAACUGCGAUCCCAGGUGUGAACAAAAGUGUGAAUCCAAAUGCCAGCCCAGCUGUUUAAAGAAGCUGCUGCAACGCUGCUCGGACAAGUGCCCACGGGAAAAGUGUCCGCCACCACCAAAAUGCCCACCAUGCCCUCCACCCUGUCCCUGUCCCCCACCCUGCCCAGCUCCCUGCCCUCCCAAGCCCUGUACCAAGAUCUGUCCUCCUAAAUGCCCACCUCCGUGCCCGCCUCCAUGCCCACCUUCUUGCCCACCUCCAUGUCCACCUCCACAAUGAGGCACUGGGGACACCACUGGGCCCCACUACCACUGCCAUCUCCACCAUGUACAACACCAUGGGAUGGGAAAUGAAACCAUGAACUGACAAGUAAACCUGUUCCUCUGCUGCGCAAGACUUCUUCUGGUGUGUUGGUGGAUUCUGA
Molecule: messenger RNA, 633 nt
Organism: Tupaia belangeri chinensis (Chinese tree shrew)
Lineage: Eukaryota; Metazoa; Chordata; Mammalia; Scandentia; Tupaiidae
Gene: LELP1
Product: late cornified envelope like proline rich 1
Exons: 2
Coding region: 162-488 (108 amino acids)
Source: RefSeq, a predicted model, not a curated record